Molecule: messenger RNA, 2559 nt
Organism: Aspergillus heteromorphus CBS 117.55
Lineage: Eukaryota; Fungi; Ascomycota; Eurotiomycetes; Eurotiales; Aspergillaceae
Exons: 5
Coding region: 1-2559 (852 amino acids)
Source: RefSeq, a predicted model, not a curated record
AUGUCCCCUGACAUCGAGGUGAUUGACAUCCCCAAGGUUGCUCAAAUGACAUACGAUCUAUGUUCCGUCUGCACUGCCAUGUCGCUAGAUGCCCCGGAUGGCUUCAAACAACUUGUUAGUAAGCUGGAGUCAUUGAAUAGUGUCCUGCAGGAAUUGAGAGACGGUGCUGUCUUGACGACGGUAGGGCAGGAGAAAUCGGGCGAGGAACGCAAGAUUACUCUGCAACGUGGAUUGAAUAUCUGCUACAGCAACCUGAAGCAGCUCAAAGAGUUGGUCGACAAAUAUCAGGAUAUGGGUCUGGGAAAUGGAAAGUUGCCCUGGCAGCUCGUAAAUUGGGCGACUCAAGAAGAGGGCAGUACCUCCACUAAACCAGCAACUGUGGGUACAGCAAACGGUGUCACGCAAGAUCUCUAUCAUCUUCAACUGCGGGAACAGCUUCUUCAGCAGCUGCGGGUUGAACCCCGAGACAGGUAUCAUCAACCUGAUGCCGACCUUUUUACGAGGUUCAAUGAUUCCGCGCAUAAAAAGGAACGGUCCCAAGAUCUGACUACAAAAGACUGGCUACGAGCCGCGGUAUGGUGGCUGCUCAAGGCUAGAACAGCCCUGGCCAAUGGCGAGAGACCGAGCCUUGUUCAUAGAGGCGGUGCCAGCCCAUCUACAAUGUCAUGGUCCGCUAGCCAUCAGGCGUAUGUUGACCUUUUGAAGGCGUCGUACGUCUUGUAUGAUGUUGUUUUAAAGAGGGAAAAACCGCAGGAGCUUCUGGAGGAUGAAAACAGAAAGCUGAUCUCCGACUUGUCCGAGGGCGUCAAGGAUGGCUUUUCUCAAUUCAACCAAGUGGAUGUCCCCGACUAUGCUGCCAUUCGCUCGCAUAAUCUUGAUAUCUGGGAACCAUUGCAACCUGAAGAGAUUACUAGAGACGACGGCCAAGCGUUCAGUCUGGGUAAUGCUCAGUAUACUACUGUGGAUCCGGAAGAUGCGGGCCACGAUGAUGAACAAAUCCUCUUCCGGACUUUUGUCAACGCGGGUAUUGGGAGUAAGAAGCUCCGCAUGAGGACUAGGGGAGCACCAUACAUGCUCUUGCUGUCCACCAAGUAUGGGGAAAGCGAACCCAAAAUAACCAUUUGCAACCAGUGUGGCACUUUCUGUCUGCAGCGCGACUUGGAACCAGGCGAUCUGGCUCAACUGGUCCAGGUUUCGGACGUCUCUCUGAAUGGACUUCCUAUCGCGAAGUCAACAGAGCCGGUCACUCUGAAGUUCGACUCGGUCAAUGUGUCGAUCUCUUUCCAGUACCUGUCCGAUAUGAUGCAGGUUAUCAACAUGCCCAAGGCAUAUUUUGAGGCUGUCCAGCUUCGGGAACCGUUGGAUGCAGGCGAAUUCUCAGAAACCGUUAUCUUCAAAAGCUCGGCCGAGCUGCUUGAGCAGUUGAGAAUGCCCAGUAUGAAACCGAUGAACCCGCCUGUAGUUCACAGGUCGUGCGAGGUGCGUAUCCUGGAAAGAACGUUCAAAGACGCGUGGCGAUCUAUUCGACGCAUGGUCGUCAGCUCAUCGGCAGCUGAAAGGGACGCGCAUAGCAUGGAGAUAUUCAUGCCCAUGAGUCACGUACAGGUUAGCCGCGAGAAGGGCUCGGGCUAUGUCAUGCUGAAAUGGUCAGACACCUGCCAGGAGCGGUCCGGCAAGACAGAUGGAAACUACCAUCCUCUUUUCUCCUACGUCUAUGACGCUGGCAGCCCUAACAUAGGGAUUGGGAUUCGGUUUCGCUCACAAGAGGUGACAAAAGAUCUAGAGCGGGUCAUUCUGACCAUGAAUGCGAAGCCAUCAUUCUCGUGGGUCCAAACAGACAGCUCAGGUCAUGUCUAUGAUGUUGUGGAUGUUGCAGAGGAGGCGAAACACUACAAGGCGGUCCUAGUAUGUCAAAGUCGCCUAGGCUGGUCCCAAUGCAGUCUACACUAUCUGUACAGGGACACGGAUUACACCUGCCAGCAUUCCUGUCUCCGCGUCCGGUUUCCUCGCUUGUUCCACGCCGACUACAUAUCAUCGCAUGUUGAGCAACUGUAUCGCGCCGACCAGCGAGUGUACUUCUCUCACUGCGAGAAGACAACGGGGAACAUGGUCGCGCAGUUCAACGAGGAGCAUGUUCUGCGAGGAUUCAUGUCCUCCCUCGCGUCAUCACACAAACUGAUGUUCUCCAGACGGGCAACCUCUCUCUCGACCAAAGAAAGGCAGUUUUUCCGACAUAAGAGGUCAACGAAGGGCGACUCGGAGGUGCAAAUAUGGCGUGACGGAGACAAACUUCGCCUCGCUGCCCGCUGGAGCGACCAUAUCAUGGACCGGUGGCUCACACUAGCCAUACCAUCGUUGGAACCGUCGCGGGCCAGCAACUGGGUUGCGUUCCCCCCCCUCGCCUACUCGCGGGGGAUGGUCAUCAACAUGGCCCAAAUAGCGGCCGGGUCGCCAAAGAACUCCAACAAGGAGCGGCAAAGCGGGCCGAUCACGAUCACUUUUCCUACCACCCAAGGUGCGUCAUGGCAAUUCUUGUCUGGUCGUAUGGUGCGGGACUGA